Linum tenue is the source of this 546-nucleotide messenger RNA. The record is from the annotation of a GenBank genome assembly. Lineage: Eukaryota; Viridiplantae; Streptophyta; Magnoliopsida; Malpighiales; Linaceae.
AUGACCAAGGACGUCAACUCAGCCACCGCCGGCGACGGCUCGACGGCCACGGAAACAAUCGCGAGGGACAUUCCUCUUCAAUACGUCAAUACGGUAAAUAGAUUCUUCACAAACCUCGGAGUCUCCGAUCCUGCCGUCGAGAAGUACACAUCCACCACCGACUCCUACUCCGAUAUCAUCCGCGGCCUGCUCAACGUCCACGCCGUCGAACGCGGCCGGAUCUCUUGCUCCUUCUCCGUCCUCCCCGUCGUAGCUAAUUUCUACAAAGGACUGCACGGAGGGGCCGCCGCGGCAGUGGCGGAGAGAGUGUCGAUUGCCUGUGCAAGAACCCUAGUGCCGGAGGAGAAGGAGCUGUUUCUAGGCGAAUUGGGCAUUUCUUACCUCUCCGCCGCCCCUCAAAAUGAGACGGUGACGGUUGACGCGUCGGUGGUGAGGAGCGGAAGAAACUUGACGGUGGUUUCGAUGGAAUUCCGACAGAAGAAAACUGGGAAGCUCAUGUUCACCGCUCGGGCUACUUUCUAUCACCUGCCUGCCUCCAAGUUAUGA